Chenopodium quinoa (quinoa) is the source of this 1452-nucleotide messenger RNA. RefSeq lists its product as uncharacterized. The record is from RefSeq and is a predicted model, not a curated record. The transcript is spliced from 3 exons. NCBI's taxonomy places the organism in Eukaryota, Viridiplantae, Streptophyta, Magnoliopsida, Caryophyllales, Amaranthaceae. The coding region runs from base 1 to 1452 and encodes 483 amino acids.
AUGGACACGACAGGAUAUUAUGAUCCCCUACAAUAUCCAUUACUUUUUCCGUAUGGUUCUUAUGGAUGGUCGAUUAAUAGUGUUGACAAUAAUGGAAGAACAAUUCCAUGCCGAGCUUUCUACGCUUAUUACUUCCAAAUACGUCCACAUUCUAUUUCAAUCAUCUUGCUUGCACAACGGCUGUUCCAACAAUUUGUUGUUGACAAUUUUGUCAAAAUUGAGGCUAAUAAGCUAAGAUGGAUCCGAGACCAUCAACAUACCAUAAGAGCUGAACUAUACCAAGGCUUACAAGAUUGUUUGGCUACUGGAGAACUAAAUCCAGUAAAUGUUGGGAAAACAACCGUCUUACCUUCUUCAUUUGUUGGAAGUCCAAGAGACUUGAAUGAAAGAUGUCAAGAUUCAAUGGCAUUAGUUCUAAAUUAUGGAAAGCCGGACCUUUUCAUCACUAUGACAUGCAACCCAUCAUGGAAAGAAAUUUUGGAAGAGUUAUUACCCGGUCAAACAUCACAAGACCGACCUGAUUUAAUCACUAGGAUAUUUCAUGCAAAAUUUGAAGAGUUCAAGAGUGAUGUUGUUGAUAAAGGCGUCCUUGGGAAUGUUGUGGUGUAUGUCUAUGUCGUUGAGUUUCAAAAAAGAGGUUUGCCACAUGUUCACAUGUUACUCAUUUUGGAUGAAAAUGAGAAACCAAGAUCGCCCGAAGAAUAUGACAAAAUCGUGAAAGCUGAAAUACCAGAUAGAGAUGAGGAGCCACGAUUGUAUAGUGUUGUUCUCAAACACAUGAUCCAUAACCCAUGCGGUGUUGGACACCGAAAUUCAUCUUGCAUGGAAAAUGGAGUUUGUAAGCGAAAAUUCCCAAAACCAUUUUCUGCAAGCACUAUUCAAGGUGAUAACUCCUACCCUGUUUACCGUCGUCGCGGUGAUCAUGUUGUUGUGCCUUUGCAUGAGAAUAGCUCAACCUAUGUUGAUAAUAGUUGGGUUGUUCCCUAUAAUACAUGGUUACAACUAAAGUAUGAUUGUCAUAUAAAUGUUGAGAUUUGUAGCAGCAUCAAGAUUGUCAAAUAUCUGUACAAAUAUGUGCACAAGGGUGUUGAUCGUGUUUCCAUGGAAGUACGAGCAGGAGCAGAUAACAAUGAGAUUCAACAAUUUGUGGAUGCUAGGUGGGUUUGUGCACCCGAGGCCUUAUGGAGAAUUUAUCAGUUUCAAAUCACUCGAAUGUAUCCUUCUGUGGAACGAUUACAACUCCAUCUUCCAGAUAGACACCAGGUACGAUUUAAUACAAAUCAAUCUAUCGAAGAUAUCCUUCAAAUGCCAGAAAACUCCCAAACCAUGCUCACAGAAUUCUUUAAGAUGAAUGCCAUUGAUCCUGAGGCAAGAUCUUAUCUCUAUAAAGACUUUCCUCGGCGUUACCGAUGGAUGACAUCAACAAAAAACAUGGAGGAAGAGGAGGAAUAA